CGCCUCGUCAAAGCAUUCGCGCCAGUCACAACUAAAGCAGCUUCCAGAGUGAGGUUCUUCUACCUGGUUGACCUGUUGAAACUACUUUAAAUCUUAUUUUCUAGCUAAACCACCUUCAUAGAGCCAUGGCAAACCUUUCAGCGGGGGCAAUAGAGGCUUUAGCAAAUGGUAGCGGUUGGAACGAGGCAGUGCUUCAGUUGGUGAAUAUACGCAGACUUGAUGGUGGAAAUGGGCCCGCUCGCUUUAGGGUGAUGAUGAGCGAUGGACGACACACACUUUCAUCCUUUAUGCUCUCAACUCAGCUAAACUACAUGGCCGAGGAAAACAUUCUGGUUCCAAACUGUGUGUGCCUCCUCAAGAGGCAGGUGACAAAUAUGCUCAAAGAUGGACGACGAGUGGUCAUCAUUUUAGAAAUUCAGGUCCUGAAGCCUGCUGAAGAGGUUGGUGGUAAAAUCGGAGACCCUACACCUUACUCUGAUGGUCAGAGUAAAGGGCAGCAGCCAGCUCCAGCCCCAGCUCCAGCUCCAGUGCCUGAAACCAGACAGCCACUGCAGCAGCAAAAUAGAAAUGAAGUGAACAGGAAUUUAAAUCGAGACUUCAUGAAGAAGGUUCCCUCUGCUUUGCCUGAUACUCCAGGGGGUGGCUCCAAAGUUGUCCCCAUCGCUAGUCUCAACCCUUACCAGUCCAAGUGGACAAUCCGUGCUCGUGUAACCAACAAGAGCUCCAUUCGUACGUGGAGCAACGCUCGCGGCGAAGGAAAGCUCUUCUCGAUGGAGAUGGUAGAUGAGAGCGGAGAAAUCCGUGUGACUGGUUUUAACCAAGAAGUUGACAAGUUUUUCUCUCUGAUCGAGGUUGGCAAGGUCUACUAUGUCUCCAGGGGCUCCCUAAAGAUCGCAAACAAGCAGUACACAUCAGUGAAGAACGACUAUGAAAUGACUCUCAAUGGAGAGUCUACCGUCAUUCCCUGUGAGGACAGCUGCGAUGUUCCCAUGGUGCAGUGUGACUUUGUCUCCAUUGGGGACUUGGAAAACAGAGAAAAGGAUGCCAUUGUUGACGUGAUUGGAGUAUGUAGAAGUGUGGACGAGGUGACCAAACUCACAACCAAGUCCAACCGGGAAGUAUCUAAGAGAACAUUGAGUCUGAUGGACAUGUCUGGGAAGCUGGUGAAUGUCACACUGUGGGGAGAGGAAGCAGAAAAGUUUGACGGCUCUGGACAGCCGAUUGUAGCCAUAAAAGGGGCAAAGCUUUCGGACUAUGGAGGCCGCUCACUUUCUGCAUCCUUCAGCAGCACCAUGAUGAUAAACCCAGAUAUCCCAGAGGCAUACAAGCUCAGAGGCUGGUUCGACAAAGAAGGCCAUGCCUUGGAGGGGCAGUCGCUGACGGAGGUGAGAGGCGGCAGCGGAAAUUACAUGGAAAACUGGAAGACACUGGCUGAUGUUAAGUCGGAGCAUCUUGGACACGGCGACAAGGCUGACUACUAUUCCUGCAUAGCCACCAUAGUUUUUCUGCGCAAGGAGAACUGCCUUUAUCAGGCCUGCCCAAGCCAGGACUGCAACAAAAAAGUGAUUGACCAACAGAAUGGCAUGUUCCGCUGUGAGAAGUGUGAUAAAGAGUUUCCUAACUUCAAGUACCGCCUCAUUCUAUCUGCCAACAUUGCGGAUUAUGGCGACAACCAGUGGGUAACUUGCUUCCAGGAGAGUGCAGAGGCCAUUCUGGGCCAGAAUGCAGCUUACUUGGGCCAGCUCAAGGACUCUAAUGAAUCAGCAUUUGAUGAGAUCUUUCAGCAUGCAAACUUCAACACGUUUGUCUUCCGCAACAGAGUGAAGCUGGAAACGUAUAAUGACGAAUCCAGGAUCAAGGCCACAGUGAUGGACGUGAAGCCUGUUGACCACAGAGAGUACAGCAAGAGGCUGAUCAUGAACAUACGGAAACUUGGCGCCAAGUAGAAACUUGAUGGGUGCAG
This is a messenger RNA of Cyprinodon variegatus (sheepshead minnow), 1963 nucleotides long. RefSeq names its product replication protein A1 (gene rpa1). Lineage: Eukaryota; Metazoa; Chordata; Actinopteri; Cyprinodontiformes; Cyprinodontidae. The transcript has 17 exons. Bases 126 to 1946 code for a protein of 606 amino acids. Gene Ontology annotation, cellular component: DNA replication factor A complex; nucleus. The record is from RefSeq and is a predicted model, not a curated record. Gene Ontology annotation, biological process: double-strand break repair via homologous recombination; DNA replication; telomere maintenance via telomerase. Gene Ontology annotation, molecular function: damaged DNA binding; single-stranded telomeric DNA binding.